Messenger RNA from Nothoprocta perdicaria, 1766 nucleotides. RefSeq names its product F-box protein 5 (gene FBXO5). The transcript has 5 exons. The coding region runs from base 18 to 1292 and encodes 424 amino acids. Gene Ontology annotation, cellular component: nucleus. NCBI's taxonomy places the organism in Eukaryota, Metazoa, Chordata, Aves, Tinamiformes, Tinamidae. Gene Ontology annotation, biological process: negative regulation of meiotic nuclear division; regulation of mitotic nuclear division. Gene Ontology annotation, molecular function: protein binding. The record is from RefSeq and is a predicted model, not a curated record.
CAGUUUUUACUUUCUCCAUGGAGAAGAUACCGAUACGCCACUCUCAACACUCAAAGGAUAUGAACAAAGUAAUGAAAGCAAACCUUGACCAUUCUUUCGAAAUGAAAUGUGAUUUUAAUUGCACCUCUCUUCACACUGGCUUCACACUGUCAAAGUCUGCCAUGGAAAAAAGAAGCCUGGGAGAAUCCUGCCCCUUGAGUUAUGAGGAAGGGUUUUGUAAAGACUGUGCCAAAGAGCAUCAAAAAGUACCUGCAAGUGAAUCACACCACACUGUCCUCAGGAAUCGAGAUCUUGAGGAUGAAGGAAAGCCUGUGCAUAACAAGGAAAACAAGCAAGUAACCCAGAGACUCGAUGAAGGUAUCUAUGAAAUGGAGGCCCUGGAUACUAGCAAGUUUAAUGAUGACAGUGGUUACUCCUCUAUGUUAAGCAACCAGUACAGCGAUCCAACGGAGCACGAGGACAGCAUUCCCUUGGCUGGGAAUCUCUGUGGCACACCAAGGCACUGUCUUAUGAAGAACCAAAGCCAAGUGCAGUUUCCAAAGACUUUGUUGCCAGUUAUCCAUUAUGAAAAAAUGAUUUGCUCCACUUUGAAAAAAAAUGGUAAAAGAAAUCUCAGGUCUUGGACUGCAAUAGACAAGAUUGUUUUUAGGGGAAAGUUUGAACUUCAUAACCUAAUUGGAAAGAAAAUGGGGUUAGACAGAAUAGAUAUUCUUGCUGAACUCUUCCAAAAGAACUUGAAGCAUAUACUAACUAGCAUCUUAAGGCAUCUCGAUGAGAUGGAUUUAGUAAAUGUUGCCAAAGUCAGCACAACAUGGAAGAAGAUUCUGCAUGAUGAUAAACGGGCUUUCCAAAAAUAUAAUGAAGCUGUGAGAAACAUUUCUGAUGGCAGCAAAACAUCAGAGCAUGCUGGAACAAGGGAAUAUGUUAUCUACCGAACAGCUUUGGCUUCUGUUCAGAAAGCCGCCCCACCAAACUUCAGUAAAAAAGGCAACAGAUCCAAAACGUCUAAGAAUCACAGCAGGCUGAUCGAGUUUUCUGAGACUGCCAAGACCCUGAAAAACUUUGAAAGCCUUAAAGUCUGCCAUCGCUGUGGCUCGCCUGCAAAGUAUGACUCCUAUCUACACAGAGCAACGUGCAGCCGGGAAAGCUGUGGCUUUGACUUUUGCACGAAGUGCAUGUGCAGCUACCACAGCUCCAGUGACUGUAUGAGUGGCAAACCACUGAAAUCAAGCUGUAAGCUCGGGCCGCUUCCUGGGACUAAGAAAAGCAAACAGAACCUGCGGCGGUUGUGAUCCAUCCUAAUACAGGCUGAUAGAUAAGCCAUAAAUGUUCUUUCAGAUAUAAAAGAAGAACAAAUAUGACAAUGCUUCCAGCUAUCCUAUAUUCAACCUACCCCCCAAACCAGUCCCCCCUCCAAAAAAAAAAAAAAAAAUUCGCUUUAAAGUAUGAAAGAAAACUAGCAGAAGGGGAAAGCAUAAAUUCUGCUUUAAUUAAAAUGUUUGCUCUUCCUGUACCAAAAGUCUUUAAAAGCUUUCAUAGUGAAAAUUUAAAGUGAAGCGGAUGAGGUCCAUUUUAAUAUAAAAUUGUGUAGGGGCUCUAGAUUUUACUAUUUUUGAGGCUUUGCCUUAAUUUUAAAAUGUGAAAGUUCAGAAUACUAUUUUAACUGAUUAUUUGCCUUAUUUGAAUCUUGUUGCUGUGCCUUCGUUCUUCACUCAUUAAGAAGUCACUGUGAACUUACCCUUUCCAAUGGAAAAAAAAAAAAAAAA